AUGGAGCACCCUGUCCCUGGGGGGCUACAGGGGGAGAAGGAGGAGGAGAGGGUGCUGGUGUCGGAGAAGAGCUGGAGACCCUGCCCCAAAGCCAGGAAGAGGCUCCGAGGUUGCCUGGAGUGGGUGAAGAGGCAGCUUUUCCGUGUUGGUGAGGACUGGUAUUUCCUCUUUGUCCUGGGGGUCCUCAUGGCCACCAUCAGCUUCAUGAUGGACUUCAUCGUCUUCAGACUCUUUGAGGCCCAUCGGUGGCUUUACCAAGAGGUUGGUGACAUCUUGGUGCUCAAGUACCUCUCGUGGACCAUGUACCCCACGGCGCUGGCUGCCUUCUCCACUGGCUUCGCCCAAAGCAUCACCCCGCACUCGGGAGGCUCUGGCAUCCCAGAGUUGAAGGUCAUCCUGACAGGCGUGGUGCUGGAGGAGUACCUGGCCAUCCAAAACUUUGGAGCCAAGGUGGUGGGCUUGACCUGCACCCUGGCAUGUGGCAGCACCGUUUUCCUUGGCAAAUUGGGGCCCUUUGUCCACCUCUCUGUCAUGGCUGCGGCGUAUCUGGGGAAGAUGAGGACCAAAGUCACGGGGGAGUACGAGAACAAGUUCAAGCAGAACGAGAUGCUGGUGGCAGCCCAAGCUGUGGGGAUUGCUUCAGUGUUUGGGGCACCCAUCAGUGGGGUGCUCUUCAGCGUCGAGGUGAUGUCUUCCCACUUUGCUGUCCGGGAUUACUGGAGAGGCUUCUUUGCUGCCACCUGCAGCGCCUUCAUGUUCCGGCUCCUCGCCGUCUUCAACAGCGAGCAAGAAACCAUCACUGCGGUUUUCAAGAGCAACCUCAAGAUCGAUUUUCCCUUUGACCUCCUGGAGACCUUCUUCUUUGCCAUUCUGGGGGCUGUCUGCGGGCUGCUGGGCUGCUGCUACCUCUUCUGCCAGCGCUGGCUGCUGGGCGCCGUCAAGCAGAACCGGCUGACGGCCAGGCUGCUGGCCACCGACAAACCAAUCUACUCCGUGCUGGUGGUGCUGCUCCUGGCCUCCAUCACCUUCCCUCCGGGGCUGGGGCAGCUGAUGGCUUCCAGGCUCACCAUGAAGGAGUACCUCACCUCCCUUUUCGACAACCGCACCUGGGGCACGCUGGUGCCCAACAGCACCUCGGUGGCACAAGGCCCUGGCACCGACCUCUGGCUGGACUGGUACCACCCCUCUGCCACCAUCUUUGGCACCUUGGCCUUCUUCCUGAUGAUGAAGUUCUGGAUGCUGAUCCUGGCCACCACCCUGCCCCUCCCUGCAGGCUACUUCAUGCCCAUCUUUGUCUAUGGAGCUGCCAUUGGGCGCCUGCUGGGGGAGAUUGUGGCCCUGCUCUUCCCACGGGGGCUCAGCUCAGAGGGGGACCUGCACCCCAUCAUCCCCUGUGGCUAUGCCCUGGCUGGCGCCGCUGCCUUCUCAGGCUCCGUCACCCAUUCCCUCUCCACGGCUCUGCUGGUGUGUGAGGCCACAGGUCACCUGGGCCACCUCCUGCCCGUGGUGGUGGCUGUGCUGGUGGCCAAUGCCAUCACCCAGAAGAAUCAACCAUCCUUCUAUGAUGGCACCAUCAUCGUCAAGAGGCUGCCCUACCUGCCCCGCAUCCGCAGCCGGCACAUGGCCUCCUACCAAGUGGUGGUGGAGGAGUUCAUGGAGCGCCAGGUGGUGGCCCUGGCCCGGGGCGAUGGCUUCGAGGAGGUGCUGAUGGCCUUGGAUGGCUCUGCUGACGCUGAGUACCCUGUGGUGGAGAGCGCAGAGUCACCCACACUGGUGGGCACCGUCAGCAGAGCCCAGCUGGUCACCUACCUCCAGAGCCACAAACACCCCCAGGCCCCUCCAGGGGAGAAGCUGGCCACAGCAGGGACCCUUGGGGACAGCUGCCCCAUCGAGCCCAUCAUGCUCCAGCUCUCACCACGGACCUCCCUGCACCAGGCUCAUCACCUCUUCGAGCUGCUGAAGCUGCAGCGAAUCUUCGUCACUCGCUCCGGGGAGCUGGUGGGAGCCGUCGGCAGGGCGGAGCUGCGCAGAGCCAUCGAGGAGCUGGCGAACCCCAAGUGA
Messenger RNA from Indicator indicator, 2061 nucleotides. Its product is annotated as chloride channel protein ClC-Kb-like. Gene Ontology annotation, biological process: chloride transport; transmembrane transport. The coding region runs from base 1 to 2061 and encodes 686 amino acids. Gene Ontology annotation, cellular component: membrane. Gene Ontology annotation, molecular function: voltage-gated chloride channel activity. The record is from RefSeq and is a predicted model, not a curated record. Lineage: Eukaryota; Metazoa; Chordata; Aves; Piciformes; Indicatoridae. The transcript is spliced from 19 exons.